AUGUCCUCGGUCGACGAGGAUGUUGAUGUGUCGCAAUGCACCGAGGCUGAGCGCAUGAUUGCGAUGUUCGUGGACAAGCUGAAAGAUGCGGGAGGCAGCAAUGCCAACGCGUUCUCCAUGCUCGCCGACAAAGGACACAGCGAUGACAGCGGAAGCGCGAGGUCAAGACGGAAAGCGCAGUCGGAUGAGUCGUGGAAGUCCAUUGAUGCCGCCCACACAACACUGCCGUUUGCUCAGCCAAAGAUCAUUGAGCACGGAACGCUGCGACCGUACCAGCUGGAGAGCCUUCAGUUCUUUGCCAACCUCUACAGACACGGCGUAUCUGGUGGCAUUCUCGCCGACGAGAUGGGCCUGGGGAAGACGCUGCAAACCAUCUCUUUGCUCGCGUAUCUGCAUGAACACAAUCUCUCGCGUGGCGUGCACCUUGUCACCUGUCCGCUCAGCGUUCUCGGGAGCUGGUCAAACGAGUUUAAGCGGUGGUGCCCGUCGCUGACGGUGCAGGUGUACCACGGGCCAGAGCGAGCCGCCGUUGCAAAGAAGCUGCGCAAAAUUGCAAAGCCGCAGGACUCCGUGCAGGUGCUGCUGACGACAUACGAGAUGGUGUCCAAGGACAAGCGCAUGUUUCGCAUCUUCAACUACGACUGCGUUGUCGUCGACGAGGCACACCGCCUCAAGAAUGAAAACUCGCAGUUGUCGUUGAGCCUGCGGGCGCUCAAGUCGUCAUUCCGCCUCCUCCUCACGGGAACGCCAAUCCAGAACAACAUGCACGAGCUCUGGUCCCUCCUCAACUUCCUCUUCCCACAGCUGUUUGGGGAGUCGACGACAUUCGACACGCUGUUUGACGUCAAGACGGGGCACGCGGACAAGGACGUUCUCGCAAAGCUCCACUACAUUUUGAAGCCGUUUACGCUGCGGCGGUUGAAGCAGGAUGUGGAGAAGGCGCUGCCGGACAAGAUUGAGACCAAUCUGUACGUGACGCUGACAGACCUGCAGAAGAAGUACUACAAGGCGAUACUGGAGAAGGACGUGCACGGCCUGCUGGCAGAGAUGCGCGGGCGGUCGAAGACGCGCUUGCUCAACACCAUCAUGCAGCUGCGCAAGGCAUGCAACCACCCCUACCUCUUUGAUGGCGUUGAGCCCGGCCCUCCAUUCACAAACGGGCCGCACCUGUGGCAGUCGUCUGGUAAGAUGAUUAUCCUGCACAAGCUGCUGCAGAAGCUCAAGGCGCAGGGCUCGCGUGUGCUCAUCUUCUCGCAGAUGAACAGGAUGCUUGACCUCAUCCACGACUACUGCUUCUCACAGGGCUACAAGGUGUGCCAGAUUGAUGGCAGCAUGAACGCCCUCGAUCGCCAGGAAGCCAUUGAGCGGUUUCAGGAAGACGACAGCGAUGUAUUUGCCUUCCUGCUAUCGACGCGGGCUGGUGGUCUUGGCCUCAACCUCACCAAAGCCGAUGCCGUCAUCCUCUACGACAGCGACUGGAACCCGUUUGCAGACAUCCAGGCGAUUGACCGUGCGCAUCGGAUUGGACAGACGAAGGCAGUGAAGGUGUACCGCCUUAUCACAGACAACACCGUCGACGAACACAUCCAGCAGCGGGCAGAGGCCAAGCUGUACCUCAACGCGCUCAUUCUUCAGGGCGAGCAAGUAGCAGACUCCGCAACCAAGGUGUCAAAUGCAGAGCUCUUGCAGAUGGUUUCGUUCGGCGCCGAUCGUGUCUUCAAGAGCGAUGCGCCGAUCACGGACGAGGACAUUGAUGUGAUUAUUGGGCGCGGCGAGUACAGGACGCAGGAGAACAUGAAGCGGCUGCAGGAGAAGUGCCAGCACUCGCUGCAGACGUUUUCGCUCAAGUCCGAGUCGGACAUAAAGGACAACUACCAGGCGUUUCUGCGCUCUGUGACAGCAAUGGGCGGGGAGGAGGCCUCUGUGUCUGCCAUGCGCCUUGCGGAAUUCGUGGCCCCGGAGCCCUCUGCGCGCCACCGCAGCACACGCACCGCCGCGCCGCUGUUUGAAGGAUUCUUCUCCGACAGCGACGACGAUGAUGACGACGGCGCAGGCAAGAAGGACGCACGCGCACGGCGGCCGUCGAGUGACGAUGAUUAUGUUCUGCCCGAGGAGGCGACGAUCAGCAAACCGCGGGCACCGCGCAAGAAGCGGGGGAAGAACAGCACCGCAAGCAACGGUGCUGGCACUGCUGCUGCUGCUGCUGGUGGUGGUGGUGGUGACACGGACGGUGGUGAUGAGCACGACGCCACAGGGGACGACUUUGAAGAGGGGGAGGAUGAUGAUGACGAUGAAGACGAUGACGAGGACGAGGAUGAGGAUGAGGAAGGCGACAGCACUGCCAAGGACGACGUGCCGGACGAGGUUGCUGUUCCCUUGGUCACGGACGCCCACGUUGCCGCCGGCAUGACGGAAGAACGCGUCGGGACAUUUGUCGAAGCGUUUAACCAGCACUGGCGCCUGUGCCACUGCUGCCGCUGGUUUGGCCAGGAUUCCAUUGAGGAGAUGGUCUUCAAAUUCAGGCGAGCGCUUGAUGCUGAGACGCCGCCUAAUCCGCGGUCGUUUCCGCUGCCCAGCUUGGGCGACGUUCCCUCGGCCACAUGGAAGCACUGCAAGGUUCUCCUCGCAAAGCUCGGGUUUGAGAUUGUCGAUCGGAGGCAAGCGUAUGUGACGGCUGCGGUUGAGAAGGAGUGGGAGACGAUGGUGCGGGCGCUGGUUGUGCUCGCCCUGCGCAUGCGGCGGCACAAGCGGUCGGACACGUUUGGCUGUUCAAUCCUCACGCACAAGGCCACCGACGAGGUUCCAGACAUUCAAGGCGUCCAGUUCAAGCCCAACACUGGCCUGCGCGUUGCCGUGUGGGGCCAUGUGGACUGGAAGGCUGCGCGCACGGCCAUCCGCAGCCCCACGGGCUGUGUGGCCACGCCUGCCAUCAUGAAGCACGUGCAGCCGUUUGCUGUCGCCGGGGUUGUGAGUGGUCCGGGUGCACGCCACGUGGCCGUCUUUCAAACAGCCACUGAUACGCCCGAACUGGCGCCGAGUGCCGGGUUCUUUGGUUCUGGCCGCGGGGGCGUGCUCGGCCGCCAAGCCACCUUUGCUGCUGCCCCGGUCCUGCUCAACAACCGAAGCGAUGCGCACCCCUGCAGCGUUGCGUGUGGGGCCCAGCACACCCUUGUCGCCCAAAGCAACGGCCAAAUGCUCUCCUUUGGCAAUAACACCUGUGGCGCGCUGGGACGAGUAUGCGCCGACGAUGCCACUGCUGAGAACCCGCCCAUGAAGAUGCGCCUACGACGGCAAUUUAUCUAUGUGAGCUGUGGCCCGCGCUCAAGCUUUGCGGUCACCACCAACGGCACCGUCUACUCCUGGGGUGACAACACUCACAGAACGCUCGGCAUUGCGUCGCGCGCGUCGAGCAUGGCCCGCCCUCGCAUUGUCGUCGCCCUCAACUGUGUGCAUAUUGUGCAGAUUUCUUCAAACGAGUUCCACACGCUGUUCCUCGACAAGCACGGGCGAGUGUUUGUGUGCGGCCACGGACAGCAUGGGCAGCUUGGCUUCCGUGGACGGAAGAAGGCACCGACACCGCGCCCCAUCCCGGCCUUUGAAAAUGUCGUCAUCAAGCAGGUCUCUGCUGGUCGCUUCCACUCGCUCGCGCUGGCCACGAACGGCGCUGUGUAUGUGUGGGGCCGGCCCGUGAGCAGCGCCCCAGUCAUGCAAACACCGCAGCUCGUCACCCGCCUCCGUGGCCGCAAUGUGGUCAAGGUUGUUGCUGGCGACUCGGUGUCGUACGCCCUCACGUCCACUGGCCAGGUCUGGGCCUGGGGCUCUCCUGACAUUCCCGAGCUCCUCUGCACUGACAAGGCCGACAUGCCCACCCCGAAGCAACUGCCUCUUCCCGAGCACCUUCAUGCGGAGGACAUCUGCUGCGGUUUUGGCUUUUGUGCGGCGUCGCUCUCGCAGCGCGAGAAGACGCAGGACAGCCGCAUCUGCGAGGCGUGCCUCAACAAGAUAGAUUCGCCGUCGCAGGAGCGAGACGCGGCGUCGGCAUCAUCGAAGAGCAUAUGCUACUCGUGCCGCUUGCUAAAGGCGCAAGUGCCCAUGCCACCGGCGUGGAAACAGCAGUAUGGCGCUGCCUGGCCUCUGGUGCUCACAGCCCCGUUCGUACGCCCGCAUCCCUUUGUCUUUCCGACGGCCCUCCUCUCCAAACCUCCAAAGCAUCAGGUGCGUGCUGAGGCGCAGCUUGGUCUGCGGGCAUCACUGGAGCGCGCGUGGACGAGCCUGCGGCAGGGUGCAUUCCAGCAAUACAAUGCACAGCAAAUGCACACGCUGCCGUCACCACCACAACAACAACAACAACAACAACAACAACAACAACAACAACAACAACAACAACAACAACAACAACAACAACAACAGCCCGACAAGGCGGAUAGCCGUGAUGAUGACGGCGAUCGCAGCGCAUUAGGCGAGGAAAAGGAAGAGGAAGAGGAAGAGGAAGAGGAGGUAGACGUAGCACAUGCAGGCACGGCGGAGGCUGAAGCUGGAGACGAAGAACAGAAGCCCGAUACCCAGGAAGCAGAACCAGAACAAGACGUGACAACGGAGGGAGAAACGAAAGCAAAAAGGGCGAAGAGGACACAAGAAGGAGAAGAGAAGACGGCUGAGGAGAACCAUCACCUGCAGCAGUGGUCACAAUACGCCAUGAACCAUUCUCAAAGCUAUGCCCAGCACUUUUUGGAUGUGGUGAAAGAGUACCACGAGUGCAAAGCCACGAUCCGGGACCUCAUGUGCCAGCUAGUGAACGCCAAGCACCGAAUGAGUGCGGUCAAGCUGCAGCUGCGGGAUUUGAUGAGCCUGGGAGUGAUGGGGGUGCCGAACCAAUCGGAGGUGUUGGAGAUGUUUGCUCCAGGCAUCACGACUGUUGAUGAUGUUGCGGCGAUGCACACCGCGAUCCACGAUGUGUUCACACACUCUGUUCGCAGGGAAUUGGACAUGUUGAAAGAUGGGCUGAACCGACAUCGACGGGAGAUUGCGGCAAUGCCUGCGAAAGACCUGUUGCAGCAGCACUUUGCGUCGAGCGAGCGGUUCAUGGGGUAUUCGCAGCGCAACGCCUCUCGCGCUGGGACGGAUCCCGUGGCGAUUGCCCGGGCACAGCAGCUGGUUGGGCCCGGCGACGUUGCAACCGUGGACGCCACAUUUACCCUAAUGUCCAGAGUGUUGGGUGACGGCGCCUUUGACCUUCACAAACAACGCUUGCAGCAGCAGCAGCAGCAGCAACAACAACAACAACAACAACAACAACAACAACAACAACAACAACAACAACAACACAACCAGCAGCAAUUUCAGCAGCUAUUACAGCGACAACAACAGCAGCAACAGCAGCAACAAGAGGAGCAGCGAAGAAGACAGCAGCAGAUGCAGCAACGCCAACGGCAAUACAACAAACGUUUGCGUCAUCAGCAGUUGGGCGGGGAUGCCCAAGCACCUGCACAUGGUGGCAAGCGGAGAGCAGACGGUGCUGAUGCUGCGGGGCACCAACUGCAGCACCCUUUAUCUGCCUCAUCGAGCGUGCAUGCAAGCAAACGGAGCAAGCGUGUGGGUCACGAGGCCACAGCAGCCACGGCAUCCGAUGCUGUUGUUUUGAUUGCCGACGACGACGACGACGACGACGACGACGACAAUGAAGCCGACAACGAUGGCGAUGCUGCUGCCGAGGGUGGUCGUGUUCGUGGUCAUGAAGCUGGCGAGGGUGCAGUGGCGGCGAGUGUCGAGAAUGACCAUGAAGGACGCCAGGCAGCAGAGACCCACACGAAGCACCGCAAGGCCGCGGGAGCACGGAUGGACACGACGGGGGAGCGCGACGCAAUAACCACUGGUGUUGCACAUGGCACACACGCUGCUGGCGGUGGGAACGAUGGCGACGAUGAAGCAACGGAGACGGGAUCGGUGGAAACGGAGAGCGACCCGUCAACGGUGGCGACAGACAACAACGACAACCACGACCACCACAACAACGCCGGUAUCCCGGGCCGCCUUCAUCAGCGAAAGGGCUCUGACGAGACGGUCACGGACGAGGGAUCAGACCACGGUUACGGCCACGGGCAGGGUGCACAAGCAUCAUUGCAUGCACCACCAUCCCACUUCCACCAACAACAGCCGCCGUUGCGAGCGAUGCCGACAAUGGCAACUGCAGCUGCCUCUGCGAACCCACGCGGUGGUGGUGGUGGUGGUGGUGGUGGUGGUGGUGGUGGUGGUGGUGGUGUGGUACCCUUGCAGGUGCACCUACUGCAGGAGCAUCCCAUGCUGUCUGAUGCUUUGGCCGCACCGCCGUCGCAGGGAGGCGCAGCAGCAGUGUCACCGCAGUCAUCCUCGCGCACAUCCACGGCUUCACCGUUCAGCACCGGCAGCAGUAGCAAGAAGAAGAAGAAAAAGAAGAAGCACAAGAAGCACAAGAAGAAGCAUAAGAAGCACAGGAAGCAGGAUAAGCCCAUGGAGCGCAGUGAGGACAAGGAUGAGACAUCCGAUGACGGUGUCGAUGACGACGAAGACGACGACAACGACGAACAAACAUCGCUCAAGUGAAGGAAACGUGGGGCUGUGUCGUUGUGUGUGUGUGUGUGUGUGUGUG
Salpingoeca rosetta is the source of this 6625-nucleotide messenger RNA. Its product is annotated as SNF2 family DNA-dependent ATPase. Gene Ontology annotation, molecular function: histone binding; ATP hydrolysis activity; ATP-dependent chromatin remodeler activity. NCBI's taxonomy places the organism in Eukaryota, Choanoflagellata, Craspedida, Salpingoecidae. The coding region runs from base 1 to 6579 and encodes 2192 amino acids. The transcript has 36 exons. Gene Ontology annotation, biological process: nucleosome organization; regulation of transcription by RNA polymerase II. Gene Ontology annotation, cellular component: nucleus; chromatin. The record is from RefSeq and is a predicted model, not a curated record.